Mycena citricolor is the source of this 612-nucleotide messenger RNA. The record is from the annotation of a GenBank genome assembly. NCBI's taxonomy places the organism in Eukaryota, Fungi, Basidiomycota, Agaricomycetes, Agaricales, Mycenaceae.
GUAGGCUUACCGUCCACUUAGUGGAAGCCUGCUGCGCCUCUAAAGGGGACCCGAGGGAAGGCGGCUGGGUCUUCCUUGUUUUUUCUGUUAGGGUACAGUGGUGUCGCCUAACAAACUCAAGUGAGGAUUCACUAAACACAACAUCUGGAGAACCCUUCUAAAUCACCAGGUAACGUAGUCUUACGUGUCUCCCUCUUGCCUUAUUCAUUUACGUGAAGUCACCUAUCUGCGGAGCGGUCUUACGUGGAAGGGCGGUCCACCUGCAUGCAGCCUUGCGGACCGUACGUGCUCCAGCGGACUGCAGCUAUACACCCCCACUAUGCUGCAGAGGGCUUCCCUUUAGCUUCCUAAACCUGUCCCGCGCUUAGGUACGCAGGAAAAGCAGGACGAGUAGUGCGGAGCCUGACCUAUAUAGCAGGCGCUCCUGCCUAAUUAAACACAGUUACGUAGAAGGAGGGUUGCGCAAGACAGCCCUCCCUGCUUCGCCACCCUGCGCUACCCUCCUGCACCCCCGGUGGAGCAGCGAAGCGCGCGGAGCGGUGGUUCUUUAGCGGCGCAGCCCCGCUUUACCUUGCAGUCGCAAAGCACGCCAGCGGUUGCAGCGAAACUCAC